AUGACAUCCGUAUUUCGACGCAUACCGGUACAGAGCACUCUUAGAGUGUAUGAAAUGACUUCGACGCUCAGGAAGGGGCCCAAACCGUCAGAAGGGCCUCAAACGCUCCCACAAGCCUUGGCAUCGGCACAUCAGACCAUCGACUUUCUCCACGUUGACUGCUUGAAGGGCGUUCCGGUGGAUCUACACCUAAAGGAGAGCUCUCCAGACCCCUACUUUGCUCAGCAUGUCAGAGACAUGUACAAAAAAUUCUUUGGCAGUAGCAAGGCGCCGUCUACAGCAGACUCGGGGGCAGCAGCGCGGCUGUGCUGGAGCACAGGGGCUGACGGCUUCGUGCGCCUGUGGGAUCUGCGGCAGCAGCGCAGCGCGUGCGUUGAGGUGUACGGACACGCAGCCGCUGCCACGGGCGUUGCAGCUGCGCCAGACGGCAGCGCUCUUGCCUCUGCGGGGGCGGACGGUCUCUUACGCCUGUGGGAUGCGGCUUCUUUACGGCUCUUGAAGACAACAGACGGCGUCGGGGGGUCCCCCCUUUCGUCUGUGGCUUGGAGCAGAGGAGGAGGCCAUGUUCUUUGCACCCGCAGCAACAAUAGCAGCAACAAUAGUAGCAGCAGUAGCAGCAGCAGCAAUGCCACGCAGCAUGCCGACGACGGGAAAGCGUCUCCUGCGGCUGCAGCAGAGGUGACCCCACAUCGACGCCAGCAGCACCACAGGAUGCCAGAUGCGAAGGUGUGGAAUGUUAGAUGCUUUGGACUUGCAGCGGCAGCAGACGCUGCAGCGGCCUCCUUCGGCAGUCGUGAUGAGAGCAGUGCGAAGGAGUCAGCAGCAGCAGAAGCAGCGGAAGAAGAAGAAGACGUGCUGAAAUGGGCGGCGCUCGAGAAGCCCUUCAUGAAUCUUUUUGCUCCGCAUGCCACGCCACAAGCUCGCCAGCUCUGCGAUAGGGCGCAACGGCAGCUGCUGCUGCAGCAGGCAACAGCAGCGACCAGCGGUGCCUCCCUGGGAGACUCCCCGGUAAGCGAGCAGCAGAGGCAGCAUGCGGAGGCUUUACUUCGCGGCAGCUCCCUCGAGGGGGGUUCUGCAGCCGCAUCGGUGGAUCUCCCUGCAGCAGUCGCAGCUAGCGGUGCUGAAGGAGAGGACGUCUGGGGGCAGUUGCUGCCUUGCGCUGCCUUCUGGCGUGAUCGCGUCUUGCUGCCUGCCGCUGUUGGCUGUUGCUGUUGCUUUGCGGCUGCCUCGGGAGAUAUCGAGCAGCUGCUGCUUCGCCCCUGCUGCAGCAGGCGCAAAGAGGGGCAACAGCUGAGUGGUGUGGUCGCUGUGCAUCCUGACUGGAAUAUAGGCGUUGCCGCUACUGCGUUUGCUGGUGAUCGCUGCGCUCACAUAUGGUGCUUCUCUGACACCCUUCAGCAGCAGCAACAGCAACACCUGCAGCAGCAGCAACUGCAGCAACAGCAGCAACUGCAGCAGCAG
Cyclospora cayetanensis is the source of this 1461-nucleotide messenger RNA. RefSeq lists its product as uncharacterized. The record is from RefSeq and is a predicted model, not a curated record. Gene Ontology annotation, molecular function: protein binding. Lineage: Eukaryota; Apicomplexa; Conoidasida; Eucoccidiorida; Eimeriidae. The transcript is spliced from 5 exons. The annotation marks the transcript as partial.